GCUUGUUUUCUGCGCUCUUUCUUUUUUUUUUUUUUCCCACCGUCGAUCUUUCUUCGUCUUUCUCUACACAUACACUCACCAUGAGUACUCAAAUCUCAUCAGAGACUCCUGUCACGAAUGAUCUCGAUGUUCGUCAGGAGAAGAAUCUCGCUGCGGAUGAGUCUUCCUUAUACAUGGAUGAGAAGAGCGCAAUUCCUCCCUAUCCCCAGGAUGCCUUUGGUGAUGAAGAGUUUGCCGAGGUCAAGUAUAAGGUCUUGAAGUGGUGGCAAUGCGGUCUGCUCAUGGUGGCUGAGACGGUUUCGUUGGGUGUUCUCUCCCUUCCUGCUGCUGUUGCUGGAUUGGGUCUUGUUCCAGCCAUCAUCAUUAUGGUUGCGCUGGGUCUGCUUGCGUCAUACACUGGUUUCGUCAUCGGGCAAUUCAAAUUGAGAUACCCCCAGGUUAUGAAUAUGGCCGACGCUGGAGAGGUCCUGGGUGGACGCUGGGGUCGUGAGAUCUUGAGUGUCGCUCAGAUGCUGUUUUUCGUCUUCGUUAUGGCCAGCCAUCUUCUCACCUUUACCAUCGCCAUGAACACCAUUACCGGCCACGGAACCUGUUCGAUUGUUUUUGGCGUUGUAGGAAUGGCCAUUUCCUUCAUUCUCUCUCUGCCACGCACUCUGGCGAAAGUGUCCUGGCUCUCGCUGGUUUCCUUCGUCAGUAUCAUGACCGCUGUUCUCGUUUGCAUGAUCGGAGUGGGUGUUUCGAAGCCAGGAGGCGCCGUUGAAGCCGUUGUCAAGACCGACCUCUAUCACGGUUUCAGUGCUGUGACAAACAUCGUCUUUGCUUUCUCUGGACACGCUGCUUUCUUCGGUCUUGCCGCGGAGUUGAAGGACCCCCGCGAUUUCCCCAAGGCCCUGUGUCUGCUCCAAGGCGUUGAUAUCACCCUGUACAUCAUUUCCGCGGUUGUGAUCUACCGUUUCGCCGGUGCAGAUGUCACCUCGCCUGCUCUGGGUUCCGCCAGCCCAAUUAUCUCCAAAGUUGCCUAUGGCAUUGCUCUUCCUACCAUCGUCAUCGCUGGUGUGAUUUAUGGCCACGUCGCCUUCAAGUUUGUCUAUCUUCGCAUCUUCCGCGGUACCGACCGCAUGCACAAGCGCGAUUUUGUUGCCGUCUGGUCCUGGGUUGGCAUUGCCCUCGCUUUGUGGGUCCUCGCCUGGAUCAUCGCCGAAGCGAUUCCUGUCUUUGGCAACCUGCUCAGUUUGAUCACUGCCCUCUUUGCCAGCUGGUUCACCUACGGUCUCAGCGGUAUCUUCUGGCUCUACAUGAACUGGGGCUUAUGGUGGUCCUCCCCCAAGAAGAUUGCGUUAACGUUCCUCAACUUCCUCGCCAUCACCGUCGCUGCAGUAACAUGCGGCCUCGGUCUCUGGGUCUCUGGAAAAGCCCUCCACGACAACCCAAGCAGCGCCAGUUUCUCCUGCGCGAAUAACGCAUAGAUUAUUAUAUUAUUAUUAUGCCUUACGUCAAAUACACCUACUAAUGCAUAUUCGUGCGAUAUUGAGUUUCUUGGGGUUUCUUGGGGUUUGCUUUUCCGGAUUGGCGUUUCGAUUGGGUCCAUCUUCUUCUUCUUCUUCUUUUCUUUUCUUUUCUUUUCUUUUUGGUCGUGAUCACAUAACUUUCCUUCCAAUGUCGUUGCAUCUGUGCGUGCACGACUGUACCAAAAGCACACAGCAUUGUUUUGUAUAUAUAGGGUAUACCCGCUAUUAUACCUAGCUACGUUGAAUAACCUCGCUUGGCUUUGGAUUGCA
Molecule: messenger RNA, 1778 nt
Organism: Aspergillus ochraceoroseus IBT 24754
Lineage: Eukaryota; Fungi; Ascomycota; Eurotiomycetes; Eurotiales; Aspergillaceae
Product: neutral amino acid permease
Exons: 7
Coding region: 81-1466 (461 amino acids)
Biological process (GO): amino acid transmembrane transport
Cellular component (GO): vacuolar membrane
Molecular function (GO): amino acid transmembrane transporter activity
Source: RefSeq, a predicted model, not a curated record